AGACCUAAUCACCUUGCAGAAUGGCAAGAAAUUCUUCAAGAUCCUGUUGUUGCUGGUUCCAAUCAUUUAUGCAGGUAUUUACUGUGUUGGCUCACUAUCGUCCAGGAGAUUAGCAGAGGGACUAGCAUCACAGGAAACAACAGAGCUACACGAAACAGAGCUGAAGUCACUGUGGCAGUCACAUACUUCAUUGGAAGAAAAAGUCCAUGAAAUAGAACAUAUUAAAGAGCAGAUGCAGCAUCUGCGUGCAGAGAUCAAUGGUGUGAUGGAGGGCAUCCUGCAUUCUGUUCAAGAAAUCCUGGAGGAGAGUGACAUCCCAGGAGAGAACAGGGAUCAAGUGCUAGAGAUGAUAAAUGUAGCAUUUAAGAAGGUUUAUGAGGACCAUAUCCAGAUGCCUGACUGGGCUCAGAAAUCCAUAGGUGCCACCAUUGAUACAGGCAGAACAUCUAAGAGUUUUGAACUUGGGAGAACAGAGGGGUGUUGUUUUGGUUCAUGGUUCUUUUCUUCUGCAAACCCUCCAGAUACUAUUUUACAGCCAGACGUUCACCCUGGAAACUGCUGGGCUUUCCAAGGAUCUCAGGGUCAGGUAGUAAUUAAGUUGCCUGAAAAAAUUUACCCAACCGCUGUUACACUCCAGCACAUCUCUAAGGCAAUCUCUCCCUCUGGAGAUGUAACUAGUGCCCCAAAGGAUUUUGCUGUAUGUGGACUGGAUGAGGAAACUGGGAAAGAAACUCUACUGGGAACUUUUAUGUAUGACUCAGGAAAAGAGACCAUUCAAACUUUCCAACUGAAGAGUGAACUUUCCAAAUCUUUUGUUUACAUAAAAUUCAAUGUGCUGAGUAACUGGGGCAACCCAGAGUACACUUGUGUUUAUCGAGUCAGGGUACAUGGGAAGAUGACAGACAAGGGCUGA
Terrapene triunguis (Three-toed box turtle) is the source of this 913-nucleotide messenger RNA. RefSeq names its product SUN domain-containing protein 3-like. The annotation marks the transcript as partial. Gene Ontology annotation, biological process: nuclear envelope organization. Gene Ontology annotation, molecular function: protein-membrane adaptor activity. The record is from RefSeq and is a predicted model, not a curated record. Gene Ontology annotation, cellular component: nuclear envelope; meiotic nuclear membrane microtubule tethering complex. The transcript has 9 exons. NCBI's taxonomy places the organism in Eukaryota, Metazoa, Chordata, Testudines, Emydidae.